AUGGAGGUUGAUGAUAUUCUUCGAGACUUUGAGGCUAGCAGUGCCAAGCCCGCCAAGGCCAAUAUAAGUGCCCGUCUCACCCAGGCAAUGCUUAAUGAAAGAAUGGCUCCGGAAAUCUUACCAUAUGAACAUGAAUUAAUGCAAGAAACUUUGACUCAGAUCGAGAACCAACAACAAUAUUUAUUGGAUUGCCACGAGUACGGCGACUCCAAUGCCGACCUGGGGCUUGUAAGCGGUGACUUCAAGCUCCAACUAAUGAUAAUCGAGACAGAUAUCGAAAGACUCAACUUUCUUGUACGAGUAUAUCUUCGAGCUCGACUCGCCAAACUCGACGAUUAUAAUUUGUAUUACAUCAAUUUGACUCUGGAUGCCGACAACAAAAUACUAUCCCAGGCCGAGCUCGAGUACUUGCGGAGCCAUUUCAAGAUUUUGACGAAACUUUACAAUAAUAGUUUUUUGAAAAAAAUGCCCGAGUUUCUCACCUUGUUGGAUGAUACCAGUGGAGGACAGUCAAUGAUUACGGCCCCAGAUACUAAUGAGCUUGUGUUUGUACGCAUAGGAGGACGAGAUCUAACUGUUUCCACGCUGGAAGAAGAUUUUGAAUUGGUAGCGGGUGGAAUCUACGUUGUUCGCUACAGCUUGAUUGAGCGGUACAUCCAACUGGGAGAUAUUGAUUUGAUAUGA
Messenger RNA from Meyerozyma guilliermondii ATCC 6260, 684 nucleotides. It is a transcript of the gene SLD5, whose product is annotated as DNA replication protein. Gene Ontology annotation, cellular component: GINS complex. The record is from RefSeq and is a predicted model, not a curated record. The transcript has a single exon. The coding region runs from base 1 to 684 and encodes 227 amino acids. NCBI's taxonomy places the organism in Eukaryota, Fungi, Ascomycota, Pichiomycetes, Serinales, Debaryomycetaceae. Gene Ontology annotation, biological process: DNA-templated DNA replication; double-strand break repair via break-induced replication.